Messenger RNA from Mesorhabditis spiculigera, 678 nucleotides. The record is from the annotation of a GenBank genome assembly. NCBI's taxonomy places the organism in Eukaryota, Metazoa, Nematoda, Chromadorea, Rhabditida, Rhabditidae.
AUGUGUGACUUCGAUUCUGACGCUCGGCUAUGGGUUUUCGGUGCUCUAGUAUAUGGCCGCCUGCCAUGUGUUUCCAUUCUACUACGUGAUGAAGUUGGCCGUGGGCCAAAGGGUCAAUGCGCUGGCGUCAUCAAAUUCAUCGGCAAGACGAGUUUUGCCCCGGGGCAAUGGAUCGGGAUACAACUCGACGAUGAUUGCGGUCGGCACAACGGCACUGUUUUGGGGGUGCGCUACUUCAGCGCCAGGCCUGGGCGCGGAAUUUUUAUCAAGCCCGAGAAUGCCGCCCUCGACGUGCCCGUCACUACCCAGCCGCCGCUCCUCCUUCCGAAUGAGGUUGCGCCCGAGAAGGAUGCCGAACCGGACGAGAAGCUGCUCGACGUUCCUCUCACCACCCAGCCGCCGCUCCUCCUUCCGAAUGAGGUUGCGCCCGAGAAGGAUGCCGAACCGGACGAGAAGGUCUUGUUCCCGGAGGCCCAGGCCCUCGAUGUGCCCGUCGCAGGUCUUGGCGACGCACACCACAUCACGUUCGGCCUGUACGCGGGAUCGGCGGUGCCCCUGGAACGCAUCGUCGGCGCCUAUGAGCUAUUGUCGCAGACGCGCGUGCUCGUUUCCAAGACGGUGGAAGUUGAGGUGAAGCGCUAUGGGCGCCUUCCCGCCGCACAACUGACACUCAGCCGG